This is a messenger RNA of Paramormyrops kingsleyae, 3539 nucleotides long. It is a transcript of the gene jph1a, whose product is annotated as junctophilin 1a. Gene Ontology annotation, cellular component: junctional membrane complex; sarcoplasmic reticulum; plasma membrane. Lineage: Eukaryota; Metazoa; Chordata; Actinopteri; Osteoglossiformes; Mormyridae. The record is from RefSeq and is a predicted model, not a curated record.
CGUCUCUGUCGCUUCCUCUGCAGCCAGUACGAGGGGGGCGGCAAAAAAACAGCGACCGGCUGCAGGAGCGGCGCGCGCCUCUGGUAACCCUUCCUACCCACCGCUCAUCGUUACCAUUCACAUGCACACGCGUAGUCGCACAUGCACAGGCGUACGCGCACACACGGAAACAUGCAUACUGUCAUUGCAUAGAUGCAUGAAAAAAUAACGCCGCUGAAGGAGCCCCGCUGUUUUCCAGAGCCACUAGACUUCACUUUCGACCUCCCUGACAUCUUUUUUGGCCCUGAUCCGGUAAGAAGAUAGAAGCCCGAACCUCAGCUUCCAUCCGCUACAAUCACUCCUCCUGAAUGACGGGUGGCCGAUUCGACUUCGACGAUGGAGGCACGUACUGUGGUGGAUGGGAUGACGGCAAAGCCCACGGACACGGCAUCUGCACGGGACCCAAGGGUCAGGGGGAGUACUCCGGCUCCUGGUCCCACGGCUUCGAGGUAGUGGGGGUCUACACCUGGCCCAGCGGGAACACGUACCAGGGCUACUGGUCGCAGGGCAAGCGCCACGGACUCGGUGUGGAGACCAAGGGCAAGUGGACCUACCGUGGAGAGUGGACGCAUGGCUUUAAGGGGCGCUACGGGGUCCGUCUGAGCCACUCCACACCUGCCAGAUACGACGGGACGUGGAGUAACGGGCUGCAGGAUGGAUACGGCGUGGAGACCUAUGCGGACGGGGGUACCUACCAGGGCCAGUGGAUGGGCGGCAUGCGGCACGGCUACGGCGUGCGGCAAAGCGUGCCGUACGGCAUGGCCACCGUCAUCCGCUCGCCCCUCCGCACCUCGCUGGCCUCCCUGCGCAGCGAACAGAGCAACGGCACCGUCCUGUACGACGUCGCCUCAGCCGACACCCCCGCCAGCAGCCGUGGGGGCUUCGUCCUCAACUUCCACAGCGACAGCGAGGUGGUGACGGGCAAGCGGAAGGGCCUCUUCCGGCGCGGCUCGCUCUUCGGCAGCCUGCGGCAGCUGCGCAAGUCCGACUCGAGGACGUCGAUAUCGAGCAAGCGCAGCUCGGCCCGCAGCGACGCCACCAUGAGUCGCAUCAGCUCCAGCGACGCCAACUCCACCAUCAGCCUGGGCGACGGCGACCUGCCCGACGACUACUACCCCCAGGAGGAUCACGUGGACGCCACCACCACCGAGUCCUACAUGGGUGAGUGGAAGAAUGACAAGCGCAACGGCUUCGGCGUCAGCGAGCGCUCCAACGGCAUGAGGUACGAGGGCGAGUGGAUCAACAACCGGCGCCACGGCUACGGCUGCACCACCUUUCCGGACGGCACCAAGGAGGAGGGGAAGUACAAAAACAAUGUGUUAGUGCGCGGCGUGAGGAAGCAACUCAUCCCGCUGAAGAAUCCAAAAACCAAAGGCAAGGUGGACCGGGCCGUGGAAGGGGCACAGCGGGCGGCAGCCAUCGCCAGAACCAAAGUGGAGAUCGCCUCCUCAAGGACCUCCCAUGCCAGAGCUAAAGCGGAAGCUGCCGAUCAGGCUGCCCUGUCUGCCCGCCAGGACUCUGACAUCGCCAGGGCCGUGGCCAGGGAGCUGUCGCCAAGCUUCCGCCAACCAGGCCCUGAUUACAUCAAACAGCGGUUUAACGACCCCAUGGAGAUCAAGGAAGUCACUGAGGAGAAGAAGGAGAAGUGUUCCUCAGGGAGUCCCCAUUUCUACCGGAAGGGCACGACCCCGACUCACUCCCCUGCCCACAGCCCUCAGGCCUCCCCAGCCCCCUCGCCUCACACCACCAAGAAGAAGCCGCCCCAAGUCAACAGCAGCUUGGGCAGAAAACCCAGCAGAGACGAGACAUACUCCUUCGGCCCAAAUCCACCUGCCAGCGUCCCCAGGGCCGCCUCCCGGACGUCGUUCAGGCAGGAGGCCGUUCCCCAGAAACCCCCCAAGAAGGAGGAGCCGACAGCCAACUCAGUGAGUCCUGGCAACGGGCAGGUGCACUCGCAGUACCACAGCUACCACGUGAUGGCUGAGGUGACGCUCCCCCAAGAAGAGCCACGGGAUGAUCUGCAGGUGCCUCAGGGCCCCAAGCAGUUCGGGCUGCCGGCCUCUAAACCCAUCCUGGCGUUGCCGGCUUCCAAAGAAAGCAUGCCUGAGGCGAAACUCAGGAAACAGGAAUCUCUCAAGCCAAAGAGUCUUGUCGAAAUGAAGAAAGGCAGUAUGGAGAUCAGCAGCGACGUCGAGGAGGAGGAGGAGACGGGACCGAACUCAAUUUUGGUUGCCCUUGUAAUGCUGUUGAAUAUUGGUCUAGCAAUUAUUUUUGUCCACUUCCUGACAUGACAAAGUUGCGUCCUGGUGAAGUCAUGACAGCUAGCAGCAAGCGGCCUGAAGCUCCGCACCUGUAGAAACAAAAUGGCGGCAGUCAGCCUCAGACAUGGUCGAAGAAGGACUGGAAUUGGCGAGGAGCACAAGAGUAAGACGAGACGCGGAGCAUUCAGGCGGCGGCUGGCCAGCUCUGUGGCUCGUUUGGGUCCUGUGAAAAGUGAAGCUGAGUGGCCGUGUUGAGGAAAAAAAAUUAACUGAUUUAAAAUGAAGAACAACAAAAAUAAAACACAGAAAUCUGCUGAUUGAAGCCGUGAACAGCGUGAAGGGCACAGGGCCCGUUCCAGCAACAGAGAGAGAGAGAGAGAGAGAGAGACUUACCUGGAAAUAUCCAGCGAUGCACUUUUAGCUGACGGAGGCUGACAGCUGCCUUACUAUUUUGCCAUGUGACAUUCUAGCGGGGAGACGUGGGGCUGCACCUGCCAGAGGAAUUUGUUGAGAGGACCGUGCAUUGGGCAGGUGGGGGGUGGGGGUGGGGGGGAGCUCCCACAUCUCCCGCUGAGGGAAACCACGUCACCCCCCACACCCCUUGGUUCCGCCUUAUUCCAUCUCCAGCUCGCCCUAACGUGUCCCAUCCCGUGCCCCUGAUUCGCCAUACCCUUUGCAUGGUACACUACAUUACUAUUUUUUAUUCUUCGUUUGCUGUUUUUUUCCCCCUACGUUUGGAUUAUCAACCGUACACGCGUCUAAACCUUUUCUUGGAGCAUUACAAAUUCACAUUGAAGUUUUGAAUUCUCAGCCUUUUUGGUAUCAUAACACCAUAACAAUCAGUCAUAUUCUGAUUUUAAUAAAAGUGCAAUAUGUUUUAUUUUUUUAAAAGAAAGAGGGAUAUAUUUUGACACUAAAGGGUUUCUAGUUGUUAUUAUAACUGUCAUAGGAAUUACAUUUAAUUUCCUUUAUUUAGAAAUAUCAUAUUACACAGAGUGUGUGGAGCCUCACUUAAGGAGCCUACAGGGAGCUUCACCAGACGUAUAGGAAGCAGCCGGCACACGACGAGACUGAAUGCUGACAGAGUCUUAUCCUAUUUAUUGUUUUUAAGAAUACUAAUGCUAAUAAACUAUGCUGUGAUGUUGUAACAUAGGCAUCGCAUAUCGUGCAUGAGAAUUCUUAUGUUUUUGUUUUUUUUUGGAGAUAUUUGUUUGCCCCUUUUGACGAGGGGGGGGGGGG